Kwoniella botswanensis is the source of this 1875-nucleotide messenger RNA. RefSeq lists its product as uncharacterized. Lineage: Eukaryota; Fungi; Basidiomycota; Tremellomycetes; Tremellales; Cryptococcaceae. The record is from RefSeq and is a predicted model, not a curated record. Gene Ontology annotation, biological process: protein deubiquitination. Gene Ontology annotation, cellular component: nucleus; cytosol. The transcript has 5 exons. Bases 1 to 1875 code for a protein of 624 amino acids. Gene Ontology annotation, molecular function: cysteine-type deubiquitinase activity.
AUGCUCUUGGAAAUGUUCGGUUGGUUCGGAGCCGGGGAGAGCAGUAAGGCUCUGUUGGGUAAGCAAGAGAGGAUACAGAUGGGAGAGAAGAAAGUGAAAAGGAGGAGAAGGAAGAUUGAGCAGAAUGGAAACGGAGGCGAUCACAUGUUCAAAGCUUCGAAUGACCAUUUUCCAGGGAUGGUCAAUCUAUCAGGAACUUUAUGUUAUAUGAAUUCUGUUUUACAGGCAUUCGCAUCGAUAACUUCAUUAGUGAACCAUCUGGAAAAGAUCGUAGAACUAGCUGUAGAAAGUGAUACACCUACUCCAGUCACGGAUGCUCUUCUAGAGGUGAUACAGGAUCUCAAUACUCCUCAUUCCCGCUCACCGCCCGCCCUACGGCCUCACAACCUUCUUCAGGCCUUACAUCCUCUACCCCAAAUACGCCGCCUCCUCUCAACGAGAGAACAACAAGAUGCCCAUGAGUUGUUCGUCGUAUUGGCAGAAGCGAUAUCAGACGAAGCUCUCAAAGUAGCUGGUGAAAUAGGUAGAUUGAGAGGUCUAGGCGAUAUCCUUUCCCUUCAGCGGUAUACAAAUAGUAAAAAUGAAAAUACAAUAAGUGGAAGAGCAGAUAUUGAAGGUGCGAAUAAACGACGGAAAAUUAGGGGGAUCGCUCAACCGUGGGAAGGACUGAUGGCUAGAAGGAGGGUUUGUCAGAAGUGCGGAUGGGAGACGGAAGUUAGGAUGGACCUUGUGGGAGGGAUGGAAUUGUCCAUUCCUUUGCAUGGCGACGUAACUCUCGAUUCGUGUAUCGCAGAAUAUCUCUCACCCGAAUACCUAUCCGAUGUAACUUGUGAAGCAUGUUCUUUACGAUCUACUCUGUCAUAUUACCAAUUCGAGGUAGACCGACUUUCUUCCGCACCAAAUUCCACCAAACCCUCUUCUAGCAUCAACGGCAAAGCGAAUAAUAGCCCCUCAAAGUCAGGCUCGGGCUCGUUCGCAGCAUUAGAAGGGCUAUCCACACUUUCAUCCACCAAAGAAGAGCGAAUGACCAACUCCAGAAAGAAACGAUGUAGAGAAGCGAAAAGAGUCGAAAAUCGAUUGAAAGAAAUGUUAGAUUCCGAUGUGAUUUCGAAUUUCAACGAACCGUUCUUGGAACCUUUACAUCCCCAACUUGAUGGAGAAGGGAGUGGUAGUAUACCUAUAAAAUGGCAGAUCAGUCGAACUCAAUCGAUCAGACAGAGUAUACUUACUCGACCACCUAGAUCUUUGAGAAUGUUAUUUAUAAGAUCGGAAUUUACACCUUAUGGAUCGGUGUUGAAGAAAACUGCCAGAGUGAAUUUUCCAAUCAUUUUGGAUUUAACGAAAUUCAUCAGUAAUGGUAUAUGGGAAGAAAACAAGACCAGCGGUUCAGCAAUUUUAUCGAAUGGUAUAGCAGAUCCGAACAUAGAUCGACAGAGGGUAUUAUACAGAUUAGAAAGUGUUAUUUUACAUUAUGGAUAUACACAUUCUUCAGGACAUUAUAUCUGUAUACGAAGGAAACCUACCCCAACUCAAACAGAUAAUGGUGAUGCCUCCUCCGGUAGCAGAUCGUAUACACCUUCAAGAGCUUAUAAAUCAUGUCCUGAUUCCUGUCGAUGUGAAUCCUGUGUAUAUUUUGGGAAAGUUCGAGAAGGUUUGGAAGAGAAGGUACCGGGGAAAGGAUGGUUGAGAAUUAGUGAUGCUGACGUUGAAGAGGUCGGGGAAGAGGCGUUGUAUGAGAGUAGAGGAGCGGUAUUUAUGUUGUUUUAUGAGAGGGUUGGUGAGUAUCGGGGGGAUAAAAUUGAUGCGAAGAAAGAUAGAGUAAAAGAGGAGGAAGAAGAGCAAAAAGAUUUGAAUGAGGCUUCUCAGGUAAUAUAG